UGGUGUCUAGGUUUGGAUUUCUGUACAUCAAAAUACAUGAUCAUAGAGGAAACAAAAAGGGAGAAAAUAAGAAUCAGAACAGGGAUAAAAGCUUUAAGAUUUGUAGAGAAGAUUAGGAAUGCAGUCGGCAGGGAGCUGUUAAAGGAAUGCCUGAAGGAAAAGGAGACAGCGGCGGAGGAGACAAGAAAUAUCAAGGAAAGGAUGGAUUACCUGAGAAUAAACGGAUAUAGUCAAGCGGGAGUCGAGGAGUUAAGAGAAGGAGACAGAAAUGUAGUGAAAGAGGUAAGGGAGAGAGAUAUCCAAGUGAUAUACAAUAAGAUAAGAGAGGCAACAUAUAAUAGCAGAUAUAAAUACAUUGUAACAGCACUAUGUCUAGAGUAUUUAAAUAAAACAGGAAAGAGAGAUAAUCAAAAACUUAUAGCUAGGAUAAGGUGUGGGAAUUUAGAAGAGGGAAACAGAUAUUGGCUGAAAGAGGAGGACAGGAAGUGCGGUUUGUGCAAAUUGGAAAAAGGGACGCUGAAACACCUCAUAGAGGACUGCCAGGACUUAGAAACAGGAGAAUUAAAAGAGGAAACGUUGGUAGAGGGGAGGGCGGAUGAGAGGGUAGCAGAGUGGGUAAAGAAGAUUGAGAAGAAGAGGAAGGAAAGGAGCGGGUAGUAAAAAAUGUAAAAUAGAAAGAGACCA
This is a messenger RNA of Hylaeus volcanicus, 684 nucleotides long. RefSeq lists its product as uncharacterized. The record is from RefSeq and is a predicted model, not a curated record. NCBI's taxonomy places the organism in Eukaryota, Metazoa, Arthropoda, Insecta, Hymenoptera, Colletidae. The transcript has a single exon. The coding region runs from base 37 to 657 and encodes 206 amino acids.